Puccinia graminis f. sp. tritici CRL 75-36-700-3 is the source of this 1319-nucleotide messenger RNA. RefSeq lists its product as uncharacterized. Gene Ontology annotation, biological process: double-strand break repair via homologous recombination; DNA damage tolerance. The transcript has 6 exons. Gene Ontology annotation, molecular function: ubiquitin-protein transferase activity. The record is from RefSeq and is a predicted model, not a curated record. Bases 55 to 999 code for a protein of 314 amino acids. Gene Ontology annotation, cellular component: nucleus; Smc5-Smc6 complex. Lineage: Eukaryota; Fungi; Basidiomycota; Pucciniomycetes; Pucciniales; Pucciniaceae.
CGACGAAGGACCUAUCGAAUCUUCAAGAGAAAAAAGAGCAAUUCUACUACAGACAUGUCGACCGAUCUCACUCAGCUCCACCAUCUGUUCCUCCAUGCCAUGCUUUUACGACGCGUGGCUUCCUAUGAGAAAUGGCUAGAGGUAUGGAAGAAAUCGGCUAGGAUUCUUGGAAUCAACGUAUCGGAUAAUGGUUUUGUUCAGUUUUACGGAGAAAUUAACGAUCGAAUCGAACGCUUCGGUUUCCGUAUCGAUCUCCUGUGUGAGGAAGGUAAUGGGCCGAUCGAUAUGGACCAAAUCGAACAAGAUACCGCCGACAAUCGCCGUCUAAAAACGAAACGUUGGAUGGCCUUGGUCAACACUCGGUCAGACGACAGUGCAAAGCUUGGGACAGAAUUCAAUCCGACCGAGAUCAGCUUUUACAAGAAGAUAGUCGACAACAUCAUCCUUUCAGCAAAUUACCGAUAUUGUCUCUCUCGCCACGACUGUUUACGACUCACAACCACUCUCCAAGCGAGUCUUAAGAAAAGUGAUGCCGAAAAAUGUCUGCGUAUCUUGGUCAAGAAAGGCUGGCUGAACGAAUCCCGGACCGGCUGUUAUUCCCUCUCGAUCAGAGCAAAACUGGAACUCAAAUCGUAUAUCGAAGAAAACUAUAACGAGGAAGACAGGCCCCCGCAAUGUGCUGCAUGUAGAGAGAUCGUCAUGCGAGGCUUUAAAUGUCCGAAUUCAGAAUGUCCCAAAGCAAUGCAUGUGACGUGUAUAAUCAACCAAUCCAGACAAGCCCACAUAUGUCCAUCCUGUCGAAGUCCUUUCAAUUACAGAACUCUCAUAGGAGAAGACGCACCGAAAGGCGAAAGUCGGGCGACUGUGGAUGACGAGGAUGACGAUCCAGAAAACGAAUCAACACAGACGACCAUCGAACCCAAUGAGAGACGACGCAGUAAGCGCGCCCGUAUCCAAUCCACACAAGAGCCGGAUGAGCUCGAUGACCAUGACGCCUGAGACCCCCGGAAAAAAUCGCUUCCUCACUUGUCCAGCACUUUGUCCACAAUCAACAAAAAGACCAUCCUCCCUCUUCUCCCUGCUUUGUCUGAAUUGUUAUCUCCCCUUCUCUUUUCUUGUGUGGGUUUCUCCUCUUAUUCAUCUGUACAAGGCAUUUUAUCUUCAUGUUUCCAGUUUUUUUUUAUCGUCAGUUCUUGAUCUCAUGAGACUAGCAAACCAUAUUCUUCGCUUUCUUUCUUUUGGUUAUACAAGGCAAUCAAAUAGCUUGGAUCUGUAACAGGGAAUAAUAAUGAACAAAACAAGCUUGGUCUUGAGCUGCC